GGAGUCUCUGUUCUGUACUCGACCGGUUAACAUUCGAGCGCACUCAUUCUUUUCGUUUUAGUUUCACAUCGGAUUUCUCUACAAUUAUUUGAAAAAUAACUGUUAAGUCGCGUUGUAACAACGUAUUCAAGUGUGUCAACGUGCGUGCUGCAUUGCACUUAAUAUACAUAUUGCACAAAAACCUGUUGUUUCAACUUUUAAAUCCCAUAGAAUCGAUAAAACCAACAAGUUAUUAUAUAAACGCACUACGCAGCCUUGACGACGAUGCAACGCUUUUUUGUUGUUGUUCGCAUCUCUUUUUAAUGAGGAUGGUGUCAGUUUCCUCACAGCAGUUUGGCAGUUAUUCGAAGGGUGAGAUUUAGAGGGAGAAGGAAAUACUUAAUAUAAGUGGAUACAAAAUGACUGUCUUCUGAAGAUUUUUGUUAGAACACUGACAACAUAAACGCAACAAUGCUCACGUGCUGCAUCAAAUAUUUACUAUGUGCCUUCAACUUUAUAAUAUUCCUCUCCGGAACAGCAAUAUUAGGAGUCGGGCUAUGGUUAAAAAUAGACAGAAAUUCAUUUGUAGGACUACUGAAAAUUGUUCCAUAUGAGCAAGUACAUGAUUUUACGAAACCUGGUGUCGUGGAACAAUUAUCCUACAUCCUAAUGGGAAUCGGUGGAAUCAUGUUCUUAGUAUCUUUUUUAGGAUACUGCGGUGCCAUCAGAGAAUCUCAAUGUAUGUUAACCACCUACGGACUUCUACUUCUUGUGAUUUUGAUUUUAGAAAUAACCGCUGGAUGCCUUGCUAUCAUUUACAAAGGAACAGCUGAAACGGAGAUAAAAAACGUUCUGAAGACUUCUUUAAGUCAAUAUUACUCGGUAUCCGAGAAUGGUAGUGCUGCUAAUUUAGCUUGGGAUAAACUGCAAAUGUCUUUGCAAUGUUGCGGUGUCGACGAUCACACAGAUUACCAGAAAAAUGAGAAUUGGGCAAAGGCCGAUAAAGUAAUACCGGAGUCUUGUUGUGUUUUGAAUGAAAAUGAUAAACCAAAGAUAUCUACGUGUACGAGUUCUCCGAAUGAAGUGAACUCUUAUUAUUUAAAAGGUUGUUAUAAGGAAGUUAUGAAUUGGAUUAUGAGCAAUCUCGAUAUGGUCAUUAUAGUGUUAGUUGUUUUUGGAAUUGUGGAAAUUUUGGGCGUGUUGUUUUCGUUUUGUUUGGUUAACUUCAUAAACAAAAGUAACAGAUUUAAUUAUUAAGACGAUGAUGUAUUACAAGAUCGCAUAUUUUGAUAUGCAUAUAACAUAAUAAACAAUGUAUUUUAUGUGUAUAUUUAUACUUUGAUUGAUAUUGGAACAUAAUUAACCCUAAACUUAUUGUACAACCAAUUAUAAUAUGUAAAUGAUACAGUUCAUUUCCUAUUAAUUCAUUUUUAAUCAAAAAAUUCAUCAAAAUACUGAAAUAUUUGAACAUGAAUUUAUAUAAAAUAAGUUUACGUUAUUUGAAUUUUUUCAGAACAGUGAAAGCAAAAUAAAGUCGCCAAUAAGAAAUUCCUGCAAAUAAAUCAGUUGUAAAUAAGUCUUAACAAUAAAUACAAAGUAAACUGAAA
This is a messenger RNA of Diorhabda sublineata, 1586 nucleotides long. RefSeq names its product tetraspanin-9-like. The record is from RefSeq and is a predicted model, not a curated record. NCBI's taxonomy places the organism in Eukaryota, Metazoa, Arthropoda, Insecta, Coleoptera, Chrysomelidae. Bases 451 to 1236 code for a protein of 261 amino acids. The transcript is spliced from 2 exons. Gene Ontology annotation, cellular component: membrane.